Aspergillus aculeatinus CBS 121060 is the source of this 1758-nucleotide messenger RNA. Its product is annotated as nucleobase:cation symporter-2 family protein. The transcript is spliced from 3 exons. The record is from RefSeq and is a predicted model, not a curated record. Gene Ontology annotation, cellular component: membrane; fungal-type vacuole. Lineage: Eukaryota; Fungi; Ascomycota; Eurotiomycetes; Eurotiales; Aspergillaceae. Bases 1 to 1758 code for a protein of 585 amino acids. Gene Ontology annotation, biological process: xanthine transport; transmembrane transport. Gene Ontology annotation, molecular function: xanthine transmembrane transporter activity.
AUGGACGGACCUGAUCAGAUCGGUCCCGACUUGCGACCUAAACGGUCCUGGCGGGAGAAGACCCGGCGCAUGGUCAAGACAUUCACUACCAGAGAGGGACUGGUCGGUGACUACGAUUAUGCAUACCUUUUCACCCCCAACCUUCCUUUCAUCAACAGGGGCCGCAAGUCCGCUCCCUUCUUCGGACUGGAGGACAAAGUCCCCGUUCUUCUGGCCCUCCUCUUGGGUUUACAACAUGCGCUGGCAAUGCUGGGUGGAGUCAUCUCGCCCCCUAUCCUGAUCGGUGGCACGAGUGGUGCCAACUUCGGCACGAAAGACUACGAAUACCUGGUUUCAACUUCCCUUAUCGUUUCCGGCCUAUUGUCUGCAGUACAGAUGGCCCGAUUCCACGUCUACAAAACUCGCUUCUAUGUCGGAACGGGGUUGAUCUCAGUUGUUGGUACCUCGUUCGCUACCAUCACCGUAUCGUCCGGAACGUUCAACCAAAUGUACACGUCGGGAUACUGCCCGGUGGAUAGCGAUGGGAACCGCCUGCCUUGUCCGAAGGGCUAUGGGGCUCUGCUGGGCACGUCGUGUCUGUGCUCCUUGCUCGAAAUUGGUUUGUCGUUCAUGAGCCCUCGGAUUCUGAAACGCAUUUUCCCGCCAUUGGUGACCGGCCCCACGAUUUUGUUGAUUGGAGCCAGUCUGAUUCAGUCGAGUAUGGAGGACUGGGCUGGUGGCUCGGGAACCUGUUUUACGGAUGCAGCCAGCCGUGCACUGUGCCCUAGUGCCGACUCGCCACACGCUCUCCCCUGGGGCAGCCCCGAGUUCAUUGGACUUGGCUUUUCGGUCUUUGUGACGAUUAUCCUGUGCGAACGAUUUGGCGCUCCAAUGAUGAAGUCCUGCGCUGUGAUCAUCGGCCUGCUCGUUGGAUGCAUCAUUGCUGCCGCUUGCGGAUACUUCGACCGGUCGAGCAUCGAUGCUGCCCCGGUGGCCUCGUUCAUCUGGGUCCGCACCUUCCCUCUGACCAUCUACGCACCUCUGAUCCUACCCCUGCUGGCCGUGUACAUCGUGGUCAUGAUGGAGUCGAUCGGCGAUAUCACCGCCACCUGUGAUGUAUCACAGGUAGAGGUGGAGGGUCCGGAGUUUGACUCUCGCGUCCAGGGUGGUGUUCUGGGUAACGGAUUCACCUGUCUGCUGGCCGGACUGUGCACGAUCACCCCCAUGUCUGUGUUUGCUCAGAACAACGGUGUCAUUGCCUUGACCAAGUGCGCCAACCGCAAGGCUGGCUACUGCUGCUGUUUCUUCUUGGUCAUCAUGGGCAUCUUUGCGAAGUUUGCUGCCGCCCUCACCUCCAUCCCCAGCGCGGUGCUUGGUGGGAUGACCACGUUCCUCUUCUCCUCCGUGGCCAUUUCUGGAGUCCGCAUUAUUGCGACUGUGCCGUUCACGCGGCGCAACCGGUUUGUCCUGACGGCCUCCUUUUCCAUCGGCAUGGGUGUCACCCUGGUGCCUACCUGGUUCUCCUACUUCUUCACCUACAGCGGCAACAACCGCGGCCUGACGGGUCUGCUGGAUGCGAUUGACUUGGUGAUGAACAACGGGUUCGCCAUCACCGCCAUUCUGGGGGUGAUUUUGAACCUGAUCAUUCCCGAAGAAGCGGAUGAGGGGGCGGCUGUUGUCGAGGCUCGAGCAGAACCUCGGGCGGUUGAACAGCCGGACGAGCCUGAAAAUGCUCAAUACACGAAGGGGGAGCACCCGUCUGGAGUUUCAGCUGUAUAA